Molecule: messenger RNA, 2982 nt
Organism: Perkinsus marinus ATCC 50983
Lineage: Eukaryota; Perkinsozoa; Perkinsida; Perkinsidae
Exons: 1
Coding region: 1-2982 (993 amino acids)
Source: RefSeq, a predicted model, not a curated record
AUGUAUGACGACAUCAAGGACAAGAAAACGGUUUUGGAGUCCUACUACAAGGCCAUUCAAGAGUCCGAGCGUCCGACCGUCAAACUUGGUCGGGAUUUCACUCCCAUUCAACCGUCGUUCAUGACUAGCGGCCAGGACGAUACGAACCGGUUCGAAUGGAUGGGCGGGGGCGUUCUCUCUCCCAGAUGUCGGCCUCCAUCGUUCGAGUUGCAACGCCCGAGUCCGAUCAACGGAGAUGCCGAUAUUUUAUCGCCGAAUACGUUUCUGGACCAGGCCAUUCCCGCCAGAAACACGUUCAAUGUUGGUCCAGAAGACAUUCUUGGGGUUGAGAAACAGCAGCAGGCUAGGGAGCCUGUCCCAUUUGACGCCAUAUCACCGCAGACCCACAUUAGCAUGGAUGAACCAGUCAAAGUUCCCUCUACUGAACUGGUUGCAGGCAGUCGUCGGGAUACUACUACCCUCUCUUCGUUCCGUGAUGCGGGGCGGAGGGAGACCCUGAAAGAACGAAAACAAGUACCUGGGGCGGACGAUAGCGCCGCUAGUUAUAAACGAGAUAUUCCUCGUGGAGAGGCGGUUGAAGGCACGGCGUAUUCUACCUUCACUGGUUGGCUCCGUAAUAUGUUUGGUGAAGAAUCUGACGGCGGCUCAGAAGAACCAGUGAGCAUCAACUUAUCAUCGGAAGUAGUUCCAGAAAAGAAGCCAAGGAAAAAAGUCAUCCGUGUCGGGCCGUCAGUAGAUGACGUACCUUUGAGAGUGCCCAGACCGCCCUAUAGAGACUUCCACUCAGUCUAUCGAACGCUUUUCUCGCGCCAUCGCGCGAUGGGCGUUCAUGGCCGAUCCGGAGGGCUCUUCCGAGCGGAUGACACCAAGAAAAGCGAGAAACAACAGUGGGAGGAUGUCCUGGAGUAUCUAUAUUUGGGGUCUAAGAAAUCUGACUACUCGGGAAGACCGUUGGCGGCCUUAGACUAUAUCAGAUUCGCUAUGGAUAUCAUCUCAUGCGUCUCGGGCAGAUAUGAAGCGAGACCAAACUGGGGGGAAGUAGUUCUCGAUUUUGCGUUGCGCACCUGCGUGAAGAUUUAUGACACUCCGGCCUUGCGAAACACGAUGCGAGAGCAGUUAUCUGUGCCACUGUGGAACACUACCACGUACUUCGUUCUCCCCUAUGCGCGUAAGGAAACGCCAAAUCUCAACGAGCAAGUCCUGGCUGUUCUGGCUAUGACUGCUACGCGGGAGGCGAAGACUGAGAGCAGUCAUGUGGACUUCGUGCUUAGCAUGUGGCCUAGCAGAGAGUCAGAGUCAAUUCCGACGAUCGAACAGUGCCUGGUUCUUCUCGCAGCCUGUCGAAGUGAGCACCGAAGAGACGAGCAGAUAUACUGCAUCUGCGAGGCACUGGAGCUGUACAGGAUCGAGCCGGUCAGCAUACGGGCGAUGCUGGCUCUUAUGGCUGUGUACUCCACGGCUCUCCCUGAAUCAGCGGUGGCAGACGGCGUCCCCUUUACACUUAGAGACGUCCCUCGCGGCUUUGCCGUUGGGAGAGGGGACGACGACGAAGUCGUUGACCUUCGUGACUUCCCUCAGAAUGGUCACGAUGUGCGGUUGGUUUGUCAACUCCUAGAUAUUUUCGUCACGAAGCGACAGGUGCAGACCAUCGGGCUGGAAUGCUUGGCCGUCAUGGCGAGACUUUCGGAGGACUAUGCCACCAAGGUUGUUGAGGCUGCGGGGAUACACACGAUAAGACAAGCUUAUCGUCGCCAUGGUGCUGAAAGCUCGUCAAUAUGCAGGGCUGUUUGCGAAGUGCUACAGGGUAUAGUACCCGUGGCGAACACUGGGACACGUCUCGUGCUCGAGGCGAUGGAAAUGUCCCUGGAUAUCCUCAGGAGAGUAACAGACAACAUAAUGGAGAUCGCUGGAGACGCCUCAGAGGUGUCAACUCUGUAUACGCAGACUGGCAUGGUCCCACUAGAGGUGGCUGUCCGGACUGUUAAUUGUUGCUUGGAGAGCCGAACAGCAAUGCUGUUGGCGCAAACCAGUGUGAGCAGUGGAACCACUAGGGAGCACUUGGAGACUAUCGUGCAGUGCUUCGAAGUCUUGGCCCCCGCCACGAAUCCUGCAACUGCUGCCGAGAUGCUGGACACUCCAGCCGUGUUGUGUAUGAGUGAUGGGGAAGAGCACAUGGACGUCAUCCAACUGAACAAAGAGUUGCUGCUGGACGCUGGAUACGCAGGAAUACCCGUGCUUCUGAUAAAGCGAUGGUGCACCCUUGGACACAAUCCCAGGCUCAUGAGGCAGGCGUGUCGGGCGAUCCUGUUGUUACAAUACAGGUCGGCUAGCGGGGCGCGACACUUCGCCAGGCUGAGAGUUCACAUGGUUCUUGUUGCGGAGAUCCAACCCAAUGCUAAAACUGGCGGGGCCAAAACUCUGAGCCGUAUACUUGCUCUGCUCGCAGACCUCUGCGCCGGUUCCACUAUCGCUGAUGAAACAGUAAAAAAGGCUCUGAGAGAUUACAAAACUAAUCCGGUCAAAGGACAACCCAGGUCGAGUCAAACAGUUGUUGACUUGAUUAUUGGCGCUUUGGAAAUCAUCAUCCAGCAACAACCAGAAACACCCGAUUUCGAAUGCCUCUUCCAGGCAUCAAGAUUGCUGGGCGGAAUGCUGACCAGAGAGCUUCCAUCCGACGCUUCGAGUGACAGUUCGGUCGCUGGCAAUGCAUCGGGGGCGGAGGACAGGGCAAAGACCGUGCUUGGAACCCCAGAACGGAGCCUCAUGACUAGGAUCGAACCGCUCUUGAACAGAUAUCCUGCAACUGAAGGUUCCGAGCUAGAGGUACCACUCAUAGUUUGGUGUUUAAUACAUCGUAGUCAUGGAACGGGACAGCUCGGUCAAGGAAAACUCGCUGACAGGAAAGGCGUAUGUCUCUUGAACCUUACUACCAACGACAGAGAUGCUUUCAAGAGCUGGCAACGUGGAGGCAACCCACGGUAG